Messenger RNA from Elephantulus edwardii (Cape elephant shrew), 869 nucleotides. RefSeq names its product proteasome assembly chaperone 1-like. The coding region runs from base 3 to 869 and encodes 288 amino acids. Lineage: Eukaryota; Metazoa; Chordata; Mammalia; Macroscelidea; Macroscelididae. The transcript has 7 exons. Gene Ontology annotation, cellular component: endoplasmic reticulum. Gene Ontology annotation, molecular function: proteasome binding. The record is from RefSeq and is a predicted model, not a curated record. Gene Ontology annotation, biological process: proteasome core complex assembly.
CGAUGGCGGCCACGUUCUUCGGGGAGGUAGUGAGAGCUCCUUGCCGAGCUGGAUCAGAAGAUGAGGAGGAGGAAGAAGAGGCCAGGAGGGAGACACCAGAGGACAGAGAUGUCCGGCGGCAGCUGAUGCUGAAGAGGCAAGUACAGCUUCUUCAAAGACAGACGAAAGCAUCUUUGGAAGUUUCCCUGCUAGAAAAGUAUCCUUGCUCCAAGUUUAUACUUGCUAUAGGGAAUAAUGCAGUAGCAUUUAUAUCAUCGUUUGUUAUGAACUCAGGCGUCUGGGAAGAAAUUGGUUGUGCUAAACUGUGGAAUGAAUGGUGUAGAACCACAGAUUCUAUAAAUCUCUCCCCCACAGAGGCUUUUUGUGUGUUUUAUCACCUAAAAUCAAAUCCUUCGGUUUUACUUUGUCAGUGCAGUUGCUAUGUUGCAGAAGAUCAGCAGUAUCAGUGGCUGGAAAAGGUUUUUGGUCCUUGUCCAAAGAAGAAAAUGCAGGUAACCAUUCUCACAUGUCGACAUAUCACCGACUAUAAAACUUCAGAAUCUACGUGCAGCCUGCCGUCUCCUUUCUUGAGAGCCUUGAAAACACAGAAUUUUAAAGAUCCAACUUGCUGUUCACUGCUAGAACAGCCAAAUAUUGUCCAUGAUCUUCCUGCAGCAGUUCUAAGUUACUGUCAAGUGUGGCAAAUUCCUGCCAUUCUAUACUUGUGUUAUACUGAUGUCAUGAAACUAGAUCCUAUUACAGUAGAAGCUUUUAAGCCUCUGCUUUCUUCCAAAAGUUUGAAAGGUUUGGCUAAGAAUAUUCCCCAGAGCAUGGAGAUGCUGAAGAAACUGAUGACAACAAAUGAGGUUCAGAGUAACAUUUACACAUGA